AUGACUAGUCGACGCAGUCCCAAAACACCCAUUGUUGCUCCUCCUCCAUCUUGCUUUCCCCUUUCUGCCUCUUUUUACCCAGCCAAAAGUCAUUCGCUCUUUGCAUUUCGGCUUUAUCCCUCUGUCGUAUACAUAUUUGCGCGUCGACCUUAUCUUCAUCUUUGUGGUCACGAUUUUACCGGUUAUGGGGUGACUUGGCGUCGGGGGGUAGUAUUCAGCAAUGCUGCAGUCCAACUCACUUCCACUUAUCCUCGAGUGAUGCCCUAUUACUCACUUUCUCAUCGGCGGAAAGCCUACUCCUCCACAUUCUCCAGUGUAGGGGGAAUAGGUGGAAACCAUGGAGGGAGUGGUGGGGAAAAGAGAACUCAGGAUCUUUUUGUCGGUACUUCUGCGCCUUCCAAAGUUGCAGAACACGAUGGAAUCCUUGGUGUACCUGGAGGUGUUACUACUCUUCCACCUCGCAUUCCUCGAUUUAAUGACAUCGGUGUUAGACCACGACGUUGGAGGCGACGGCUAUCCAGCAUUCUUGGUCGAUUAUCUCUCCUCCUCAGCGCUCAUUCCUUCACGGAAGGUCCAGUACAACUAUCUGCGUAUUAUGGCGGGCGAGAGUUUAGUCGAAUUCAGCCAACUCCCAGCUCUGUAGCUGCUCAACGAUCAGGCGAUGGUGACCUGGUAGUAGAUCCUACUCUCAGCGUUUUUGGUAGUGAGACCGCAGCAGGAAGUAGAAGUGGUUAUGCGGGAAAGAGAAAUCCUCUCGUCUUUGAUGUAUAUGUGGUAAUAGAGGAAGGUGUAAAUGAUACCGAAGUACUCCCAUAUUACUCCCAAAAAAAAUCCUCCACUUCUGAUCUUCAGGAAAAUCUUCUCCCCCUUGAACCUUCUUCCCGGGUAGUAAAUAAGAACAUUUCUUGUUGUUUGCAGUAG
Molecule: messenger RNA, 921 nt
Organism: Rodentolepis nana
Lineage: Eukaryota; Metazoa; Platyhelminthes; Cestoda; Cyclophyllidea; Hymenolepididae
Source: the annotation of a GenBank genome assembly